GCACACUGAUAAGAUCAGACAGCUUGCACUUCUUCGCUGUCAUCUGAACUCAACAUCCGUUGCCUUUACUCUGGUCCCAGCAAGAUGCCAGCAGCCCUUGCAGAGAACAGCCAGGUUAUCUGUGAAGUAUGGGCCAACAACCUGGAAGAAGAGAUGAGGAAGAUUCGAGAGAUUGUUCUAAGUUACAGCUACAUUGCAAUGGACACAGAGUUUCCUGGAGUAGUCGUAAGGCCGAUCGGUGAAUUCCGCAGUUCCAUAGACUAUCAGUAUCAGCUCCUGCGGUGUAACGUUGACCUUCUGAAAAUCAUCCAGCUGGGCCUGACUUUCACAAAUGAGAAAGGAGAAUAUCCGUCCGGCAUCAACACCUGGCAGUUUAACUUUAAAUUCAACCUCACGGAGGACAUGUACUCUCAGGAUUCCAUAGACCUCCUUGCCAGCUCUGGGCUGCAGUUCCAGAAGCAUGAAGAAGAAGGGAUUGAUACCCUGCAUUUUGCCGAGUUGCUGAUGACAUCUGGAGUCGUCCUUAGUGACAGUGUGAAAUGGCUGUCCUUCCACAGUGGUUAUGACUUUGGCUACAUGGUGAAGCUGUUGACGGAUUCUAGGUUACCAGAAGAGGAACAUGAAUUUUUCCAUAUCUUGAACCUUUUCUUCCCAUCUAUCUAUGAUGUAAAGUACUUAAUGAAGAGCUGCAAAAACCUCAAGGGUGGCCUUCAAGAAGUGGCAGAUCAGCUGGAUUUGCAGCGAAUUGGACGACAACACCAGGCAGGAUCAGACUCUCUUCUCACAGGAAUGGCAUUCUUCAGAAUGAAAGAGUUGUUGUUUGAGGAUACAAUUGAUGAUGCAAAGUAUUGUGGGCGGCUGUAUGGCCUUGGCACAGGAGUGGCUCAGAAACAAAACGAAGAUGUGGACUCGGCCCAAGAGAAAAUGAGCAUUUUGGCUAUUAUCAACAACAUGCAGCCAUGAUAAACGGUACCUCUCAGCAGAAGGCGGUUACCAUAUUGGCAGCUGCUGUCCUCAGCCAUUUUCCCUAAUAGUGUCUCAAACUAAAGGCAUCUACAGCAUACAGCCUGCAGUUUUGCUGAAGAGCUGCAUCUUCAUUUGAAACCUGGAAGAGAGUUGACUGGAUUCCUAAUGCCAGCAUUUGUGGUUUGCCAUCUUUUUAAUACCAAGGGCAAAAGACACGACCUACUGUGUAUACCUCUGUUUUUUUCUUCUUUAUACUGUACAGAAUCUGCAAGGAAGACUUAAUGGGAGAAUAUUCAGUAGAGCUAAGGGUCUGGACACCCAGUGAAAACGGACACAGACAUGCACACAAAUUUGCAAAUUGUGCUUUAUAAAGCUUAUUUUAAAACUUCUGCAUGUUGUGAGGGUGACUGCUUCACCUCAUGUUUUGCUUAUUUUAUCUUUGUGUAGUCUGUGGAAAUUGCUCCCUUUGAUCACUGCAGAGGUUUGGGAACAGAUGACAUUAAAAAUGAUC
Tauraco erythrolophus (red-crested turaco) is the source of this 1477-nucleotide messenger RNA. The record is from RefSeq and is a predicted model, not a curated record. Lineage: Eukaryota; Metazoa; Chordata; Aves; Musophagiformes; Musophagidae.